UACCAAUGCUGAGACCAAACCUACGCCCUUGGGAGAUACUAUACCAUAUUAUCUGGGAGAAAAUCUGAAGUGCAGUUUCCAGGAGGUUCACUCACAGUCGCAAUAUAAAAUUAUUCCACACGAGGGCGCUCUUAACCAAUGAGAAACUCCACUAUGAUAUGUGUAAAGCGAGAAAAUUACCGUGAGAAUUUCAUUGACAAUAACUGCUCUGGAUUAGAGAAAACAAAUUGGCCAAACUGGAUUCAUGUGUAUGGUUUAAGGGAAAUCAGUAUAAUGAGGCUGAUUCAUUUACGAAGAUGUUGCAACCAUAUGUCUAUGAAAAAAAAAUAUUUACAUUAUAUCAGCUGUGAUUUGAACCACGUCGCCUUUUAAAAAAAAAUGUUCAGCCAAAAUAGAAGUGUGUCCAUGUGUAACUCAGAUAAUGACUACCAGUUGAGGGAAAGAUACUUUGUUACAAUUUCUGCGAGUCAAUCUGUAAACUGAAGAAGACGUCAUUUCCGGGUGUCAGUAUGCGUCGCUCUGCAGCGGCUAGCGAUGGGACCAGUUAAGAUGUAAGCAGAGAGGCGGACAUUUUUAUCUAACAUUAACGAUAACUACCACCUAAAUACACAAUCUACAAGGUUUCAUAUACAAUAACCCACGUUUCUCGUGAACGAGGGUCCGGUAGCGAUACCCUGGCAAACGGAAUCGCCGCCACCGAAGGACCAGCAGCCAUUUUCGCGAAUAUGGCUGGGGAGGUUUGGGAGGCCUGCUGGGGCCGUCGCCUGGAGCGAGCUCAGCCCAGGGGCUGUUUAUCACUGUCGCGGACGCUCCUCUCUUUCGCCGCCCUAGCAGUCCUGGUGCAACUGCCGACUCUCGCCGAAGCAAAAGAAUGCGAAAAGCCCUGCAUGAAUGGAAAGUGCAACGCCGCCACUGGUAACUGCCUUUGCGACCCGGGCUGGGUUGGGGACCAAUGCCAACACUGCGGCGGCCGCUUCAGGUUGUCCGGACCCUCUGGCUUUCUCUCAGAUGGACCAGGAAACUACAAAUACAAGACCAAAUGCACCUGGCUCAUAGAGGGACAGCCGAAUAGUAUACUGCGGUUGCGGUUCAACCACUUUGCCACGGAGUGCAGCUGGGACCACCUGUAUGUUUAUGACGGAGACUCCAUCUAUUCCCCACUGCUGGCUGCCUUCAGUGGCUUGAUCGUCCCCGAGCGCUACAGUAAUGAAACGGUCCCUGAAGUGGUCGCAGAGUCCGGAUUCGCCCUCCUCCACUUUUUCAGUGAUGCAGCGUACAACCUGACAGGCUUCAACAUCUCAUACAGGAUAAACACGUGUCCCAAUAACUGCUCCGACCAGGGCGUGUGUCAGGACAGGGCAGGCCAGGGCGGGGGUGUGGUGUGUGACUGUGACGCGGGCUGGAGGGGCGAUGCGUGUGAUAUCCCAUAUUGCCCAGCUGGCUGCGGGCACCCUCACAGGGGGUACUGUCGCAACGGGACCUGUGUCUGCAAACCCAACUGGCAAGGGACAGACUGUUCCAUUCCCGUCCCGGGCAACGUCUCCUAUUGGACCAGAGAGGACUUCAGAGUGCAGGGCCUAGCCAGGGCUUCCCACAAGGCCGUGGUGCACCAGGGCGUCAUGUGGGUGGUGGGGGGUCAUGUGUUCAACUACACAAACUACGAGAUGGUCAAGGCGUUUAAUCUCUCAUCUGAGAGCUGGAUGAGCCUGAGUCCGUCUGUGAACUCGGUGAACCCUCGCUACGGCCAUUCGCUGGCCCUGCACAAGGAUAAGCUCUACAUGUUUGGAGGGAAGAUUGAUUCUACGGGUAACGUCUCCUCUGAGCUGUGGGUGUUCCAUAUCCGAAACCAGUCCUGGGUUCUGUUGCCCGCUGGGGUUAAGGAACCAUACGCAGUGGUUGGCCAUUCAGGUCACACGGUCCACAUGAAGCCAGACGGGUCCGAACCGGUCAUGCUGGUCAUCUUUGGCCACUGCCCUCUCUAUGGGUACAUCAGUAAAGUCCAGCAGUACAACAUCCUGAAGAAUGAGUGGAGUGUGCUGGACCCCCGUGGGGCGCUGGUGCAGGGCGGUUAUGGCCACAGCAGUGCCUAUGACCCUCACACUCGCUCCGUCUUCGUCCACGGCGGCUACAAAGCCUUCAGCGCCAACAAGUACGGCCUGGCUGGGGACCUCUACCGCUACGACGUCGACAAGAACAUGUGGACCAUCCUGAAGGACAGCGGAUCUUUCCGGUACUUGCACACGGCCGUUAUCGCCAGCGGCACCAUGCUGGUGUUCGGCGGGAACACACACAACGACACCAGCAUGAGCCACGGUGCCAGGUGCUUCUCCUCCGACUUCAUGGCCUACGACCUCGCAUGUGAUGAGUGGUCCAUCUUGCCCAAGCCUGAUCUGCACCAUGACGUGAACCGCUUCGGGCACUCUGCUGUCUACAGCAACAGUAUGAUGUAUGUGUUUGGAGGCUUUAACAGCCUCCUGCUGAGUGACGUUCUGCGGUUCUCUCCGGUGAGCUGUGCGGCGUUCCGCGGCAGAGACGAGUGCACGUUCGCCUCCCCGGGGCUGCACUGUGUGUGGAACGCCACCACCAAAGCAUGCCUACCCUGGGAGACGGCCGCGCCAUCCCAGGACGACGACCUGCUUAACACCUGCUUAACACCCAGGACCUAUGCUGAUAACUCCACGUGUAACCAGUACUCUGACUGCUACAGCUGCACAGUGAACACCAACGGCUGCCAGUGGUGCUCAGACCAGUGUGUGUCCUACGGCAGCAACUGCACCUCUGCCGCGGGUGCUGUGGCGGAGUAUGAGGCCUGUCCGAAGGACAACCACUCGUACGUGUGCAAUAAGAAGACCAGCUGCAAGAGCUGUGCCACAGACCAGAACUGCCAAUGGGAACAGAGGAACCAGGAGUGCAUCACCCUGCCUGAGAACGUUUGUGGGGAGGGCUGGCACCUGGUGGGCAACUCCUGCCUGAAGAUGGUCACAGCCAAGGACAACUACGACAACGCCAAACUGCAGUGCCGCACCCAGAACGCCGAGCUGGCCUCUCUCACCGUGCAGAAGAAAGUGCAGUUUGUGCUCAAGGAGAUGCAGGCCCGCUCCCUGCCAAAUAAGGUGGUGUCUCCGUGGGUGGGUCUGAGGAAGAUUAAUGUGUCGUACUGGUGCUGGGAGGACAUGUCCCCCUUCACCAACUCCCUGCUGCAGUGGUUGCCAGGGGAACCCAGCGGCGCCGGUUUCUGUGGUUACCUGGCCGAGCCCACGUCCUAUGGGCUCAGAGCUGCCAACUGCAUCAGCCCCGUCAAUGGCAGUCUGUGUGAGCGCCCAGCGAACCACAGUGCGAAGGCCUGCCGUACCCUGUGUGCGCUGCGCUCAACCUGCAGUGAGUGCACCAACACCAACUCUGAGUGCAUGUGGUGCAGCAGCAUGCGUCAGUGCGUCGACUCCAACGCCUACGUCGCCUCCUUCCCCUACGGACAGUGCAUGGAGUGGUACACCACCAACAGCUGCCAACCGGAGAACUGUUCUGGCUACCGGACGUGCGGUCUGUGUUUGGACCAGCCAGGCUGUGGCUGGUGCACUCACCCCAACAACACGGGGAAGGGCCAGUGCAUCGAGGGCUCGUACCGCGGACCAAUGCAGACUCUCCUGCCCGCCCCCUCCUCAAGCCCCACCCCCUCUGGCCGCACCCUCCCGCUGCCGCCAAUCAUCAACGCCUCUAUGUGCCCCCUGGACAACAGAUACAACUGGUCCUUCAUACAGUGUCCAGCGUGCCAGUGUAACGGCCACAGCCAAUGUGUGAACGAGAGUGUGUGUGAGAGGUGUGAAGACCUCACAUCUGGACGGCACUGUGAAAGCUGUAUCGCCGGGUACUUUGGAGACCCCACAAAUGGUGGAUCCUGCCAACCCUGUAAAUGUAACGGCCACGCCAGCAUGUGCAACGCUGGCAACGGCAAAUGCUUCUGCACCACGAAAGGCAUCAAAGGAGAUCGAUGCAAUCAGUGUGAAGUUGAGAAUCGUUACCAAGGCAACCCACUCAAGGGCACAUGCUACUACACUCUGCUGAUUGAUUACCAGUUCACCUUCAGCCUGUCACAGGAGGAUGACCGCUACUACACCGCCAUCAACUUUGUGGUCACCCCUGACGAGCAAAAUCGGGAUCUGGACAUGUUCAUCAACGCAUCCAAAAACUUUAACCUCAACAUCACCUGGGCCACCAGCUUUGCAGCUGGUACUCAGGCAGGAGAGGAGGUCCCCAUCGUCUCCCGUAGCAACCUGAAGGAGUUCAAGGAGAGCUUCUCCAACGAGAAGUUUGAUUUCCGUAGCAACCCCAACAUCACCUUCUUCGUCUACGUUAGCAAUUUCACCUGGCCUAUAAAGAUACAGAUUGCCUUCUCUCAGCACAAUAACUUCAUGGAUCUGGUGCAGUUCUUCGUCACAUUUUUCAGCUGUUUCCUGUCGUUGCUCCUGGUCGCUGCUGUUGUCUGGAAGAUCAAGCAGAGCUGCUGGGCGUCACGGCGACGAGAGCAACUCCUUCGUGAGAUGCAGCAGAUGGCCAGCCGACCCUUCGCAAGUGUCAGCGUCGCCCUGGAAACAGACGAGGAGCCGCCCGACCUGAUUGGUGGAAAUGUGAGGAGUGUCCCAAAGCCCAUCGCCCUGGAGCCCUGCUAUGGCAACAAGGCAGCCGUGCUGUCAAUCUUCAUCCGGUUACCGCGGGGAUCAGGAGGAGUCCCGCCCCCUGGCCAAUCAGGUUUUGCGGUGGGCAGUGCCCUGGUGGACAUCUCUCAGCAGAUGUGUCUGGGCUACAAGGAGAAGUCGGGCGGCAUGCGCAGCCGCAAGCAGCAGCCUCUAGCGCAGCCCUCCACCUGCAUCUGACCUUUACCUCCCGCCACCCUUUGACCCCAAGCUGAACUCCGACCCCCUGAACACCCUUCCGCGCCCCCGCCCCCUCUCCCCCCUCUCCGCAGGACUGAGCCAUGUGACGUGGGGAGGGGCUGAUGUGUCGGGGCAGGGCAAGACCCAGCGAGCAGCAUGGGGGGCCAGUGGCUUCAUAGCUUGCUCUAAGCGUUAUGGACACUUGGGCACAACAAAUAGACAGAAUGCCACACUGACAGAGGACUGGAUAGACUGAUGGACGGAUGGACGGAUUUGUAGAAAGAUGUCCUCUCUGACUGGUAGUUUACGUAAUCCCCCAAGAACUUUUUACACAGGAUUUCUCCUCCCUGGACUACCACCAACAUCAUUCUUAAUUUAUUGAAAAUAAUUGCUGUUUUAAUUGUUGUGUUUAUUUUUAUUUUUUUUUAUUUUUUUUUUUUUGCUUUUUGUUUUUCUUGUCACAACAAAUCAGCAACUCAGGCCAGUGUCACUUGCAGUGCAUAUGUUACCAUGGUAACCAGUAGCCACCCUCAUUGGAAUGACCAACACUCAGUUAGCAGUGUGCCACAGUAGCGCUAGCGAUGCUAACAGAUAGCCAGCGUAUAUCUCUGUUUGGCAGCUUAGCUUCGAGAGGCAACAAUUAUAGUGUUCCACCUGGAGUGCACUGCAGUGCUGACGGGUCCUAUAGAGAGUGUUGGCACCCCAUCAACAGGCUGUUAUGCUAGCAUAUGUUAAUUUAGCGUGUGUAAUCUCAGUGGAGUGCAUAUGAGGAUUAGCACUGUUGCAUUAGCAUGGCAGCGCUAGCAGGGCUAAUUGGAAGAGAUGACAGUUCUGCUCAGGAGCCACUUGAAUCAUGGGUCACUCAUCCUUUCACAUCCCUGAUUUAUUGUGUGUGUGUGUGUGUUUGUUUGUGAAUGCAACCGUUAUGUGUGUCUGCCUAUGAAUGUGUGUGCAGUGGUCUUUGGGAAAGCUUGUGUGUGUGUCUGUGUCCGGCAAGAAUACUGACUGUCAGUGUUUGUAAAGCCAUCUGCGAAUCUCGAUACGAAUCUCUCUUGACUACUCUGAAUAGUGGGAAAAGAAAACACAUGCAUUGCCAUGCAAACACUAGCAACUCAAAUGAGAUAUCAGAGAGCAGGUUUUUGCUUUCUGCCACUUUGGUGACAUUUUGCUAAAUUUGCCCUUGAAAGAGAUUUUUUCAUGUCAUCCACCACACAAGAUAGCAUUUGUGUAUGGGUUUGUUUGUGUGUCUCUGUGAGAGAAAGUAAGGGAGGGAGACAGAGAAACCCUCCCUGUAAUUCUCCCUUUUUUGCCUUAAUCUGUUGUACAUUCAGUCAGGAUCUUUUUUUCUUUCUUAUCUAAAAUCAGUUCCAUUCUUCAGUAGCAUUUUUCGCAUGCUGGAAGACAGAAAAAAGAUGCUGGAGAAGGCGGGCAGAAGAGAGAUAGCGACCAGCUAGCGAGGGGAAAUGAGACCUAGCCACUUAUUUGUGGAAAAGGUUUUCUAAAUGCCAGAAAGUCCUUUUUAGGUCACCAAACUGGAACACAUACACACACACACACAAACACACACAUGCAAAGUUCUACACUUGUUUUCAGCUUCUUUCCGCAUCACAGUAAAGACGUACACACUCCAUACUUUUACAGUUGCUUAUCUGUGCUUAUGUGCGUGUGCAGUCUGCAGUCUGUCUGUUUUACGGUGUAGUUGACAUUUGGCCUCUGAGAAAAUAGUUGUCAUCUUUUUUUUUUAUAUAUAUAUAUAUACAUAUAUAUAUGUAUAUAUAUAUAAGUUCUGCACACUGCUAUGUGUGUGUGUGUGUAAUGGUGCAUGUUGGUGUGUUAGUGUGUCCCUGUGGCCGAGGGGUAGGGGUUUCGAGUGUGGAAAGGUCGCGACGAGAUGUACGAACCGAUCUGACAUUCUGUUAAAAGGACCAAAGAGGGGAGACGGAGGUUGGGCGCCAUCCAGCUGUGUGUGUGUGUGUGUGUGUAUCUUUUUAAGUGUGUGUCUAUGCAUUUGUGCAACUAAGCAUGAAUGUGUGAACCUGUGAGUGCGUUGUAGUAUUCAGAAUAUACACUUCUGCUCAUGAACAAACAGGCAAAGAGUAGGACUUGGUUUCCCAUAGUUCAUAGCAUAGGUGACAUGAUUCAAGUGGCACAGGUGGAGGGUUGUGGCGAACGCUCAGGCCACCACCAGAGACAGGAUAUGAUACCCAAGAAACAGGAAGACAUGAGUCACGUAGGCAGUCAUCUCUCCACAGGGAGUGUUCUCAUGUUGCCAUGGUAAUAGGAGGUUUUGUUUUGUCAUAAAGGUCUAAUGGUGUAUAUCCAUACGUACAGUCUGGGUGAGAGAGAGACGUGGUACAUGAGGGGUUUUCCUAAAAUACAAUUCUGGUACAAUUUGCUGUGGUUAAAUUCAGCACCAGACUAGCAUUUCACUAGUGUAACUCCUAAAUACACUCUAAAACACACACACACACACGCACACGCUCAUUUACAUGCAUGCAACCAAGAACUGCUCCACCAAAAGAAAAAAAAAGCAGAGUUCUUGUCAGAUUUCAGGAAACUGCGAUUACCCGCAAUGCUGUUCAUCUUCUCUCCCAAUGCUGUUUGUCUCCUGAAGCCUCAAAGCCCUGCGCCCUCCGCCCUUUGGACAGUCUGUGUAGAUAUUGAAUGGGUAGGAUGUGAAUAUGUAUAAUUUAGCAGCCACGAUGCUGGUAUCUGUAAAUACUGAGACUGUAAUGUGAAUGAGAUCGAAUCAUGCACCAAGGUUGCAAACAAGUCGAGCUCGUAGCAGCUUUUUAUAUGUGCGAGUACAGCAGCAACAGCUAGAUGGAUGAAAUAUUGUGAUGAAUUACUGCAAAGAUAAAAAAAAAAUAUGAACAUAAAACAAACCUGAGGAUUAUAACUGACCUUGUAAUUAUGAAUGUACAUACAGAAUGAUAUAGAACAUUUUUUGUCUAUAAUUAAAUGUUAAAAUGAA
Molecule: messenger RNA, 7845 nt
Organism: Clupea harengus (Atlantic herring)
Lineage: Eukaryota; Metazoa; Chordata; Actinopteri; Clupeiformes; Clupeidae
Gene: atrn
Product: attractin
Cellular component (GO): Golgi apparatus
Molecular function (GO): protein binding
Source: RefSeq, a predicted model, not a curated record